Molecule: messenger RNA, 2312 nt
Organism: Acinonyx jubatus (cheetah)
Lineage: Eukaryota; Metazoa; Chordata; Mammalia; Carnivora; Felidae
Gene: FCN3
Product: ficolin 3
Source: RefSeq, a predicted model, not a curated record
AUGGGCCUACUGUGGACCCCACUCUCCCUUUUGCUCCUCUUGCUUGGGAAGCCUGCCAGGACCACCCCAACCGCCCAGCUAGAAUCUGGGAGAUGGAAAGAGAACCUCAGAGGGGCCUGGAAGAGAUACACCCAUUCCCCCAGGCCCACCCUGUGGCCACCCGGCCCUGCUUCUUCCCCCAGGGGACUGGAAGCCAGCAAAGUGGUCCUCCUGCCCAGUUGUCCUGGAGCCCCAGGAAGUCCCAGAGAGAAAGGAGCUGCAGGCCCUCAAGGGCAACCUGGACCACCUGGCAAGAUGGGCCCCAAGGGUGAGCCUGGCCCCAGAAACUGCCAAGAGCUGCGGAGCCGGGGUGCCACGUUGAGCGGCUGGUACCGUCUAUGCCUACUCAAGGGCAGAGCCCUCCCAGUUUUUUGUGACAUGGACACCAAAGAGGGCGGCUGGCUGGUGUUCCAGAGGCGACAGGACGGGUCCGUGGAUUUCUUCCGCUCUUGGUCCGCCUACAAAGCAGGUUUUGGGAGCCAGGAGUCUGAAUUCUGACUGGGGAAUGAGAAUUUGCACCAGCUCACUGUUCAGGGUAACUGGGAGCUGCGGGUGGAGUUGGAGGACUUCACUGGCAACCACACCUUUGCCUGCUAUGAGGCUUUCCGCCUCCUCGGGGAGGCAGAUCACUACCAGCUGGUGCUGGGCAAGUUCUCGGAGGGCACCGCAGGAGACUUCCUGAGCCUCCACAACGGGAAGCCCUUUACCACCUACGAUGCUGACCACGAUACGAGCAAGAGCAACUGUGCCGUGACUGUCCACGGUAUCUGGUGACACGGAUCCUGCUACCGGUCCAAUCUCAACAGGCGUUACGCAACGUCUGAGGCCACCGCUCACAAGUAUGGCAUCGACUGGGCCUCAGGCCGGGGCGUGGGCCACCCUUACCGCAAGGUUCACAUGAUGCUUCGCUAGGACACCGUGGCAGCCAGCACCCUUAUCUAUCCUGUACAGCUUCCGGACCGAGGGCUACACUCCCCGUUGCCAAAUGCCUCUGCUCCCCUGUCCACGUUUAAAAAUAAAAUCACUUUAACCCUUUCCAGGCUUGCAGGACUCUUCCAGUGACUGGGAAACUCAAGAGGGCAGAGCAGGCAGUUGGCCAAGUGUCCGACUUUGGCUCACAUCAUGAUCUCAGUUCGUGAGUUCGAGCCCCGCAUCGGGCUCUGUGCUGCCAGCUCAGAGCCUGGAGCCUGCUUCAGAUUCUCUGUCUCCCUCUCUCUCUCUGCCUCCUCUGCUCGUGCUCUUUCUCUCUCUCAAAAAUAAAUAAACAUUUAAAAAAAUUAGAUUAAAAAAGAGGGCAGAGCAGAGACACGGGGUGCAGCUCUAUUCAAAGAAGAUCUUCCAGUCAGGAAGAUGGAAGGGUUGGUCUCAUAAGGUAGUGAGGCUUCUAUCUCUGGAGGUGUGCAAGACGAAGCCAGAGGAGCAUUUAAGGGAGGACUCAGAAGGAUUCAAGCAUCCACUGACAGCACCCUUGCAUCCUCUGGGUCCUACGAGUGUACAGUUUGGGGGGGGGGAUUUGUGCAGUUUUCUCCCCCUGUUGACCCAUGCCUGUCCCUUCUAAGUCCUCUGUUUUCCACCCCCUCCUCUCUCGGCAGCCAAGUUCUCAUUCUCUACUACCUCUUGCCUGUCCCAUUCGGGGCUCGUUUGAACUCUGAGUCAAACGAGGGAAGGUCCGUUUUUUUUCCACAGGGUAACAAGGCAGUGAAACAGCAGUUACUGAGUUAGCAUUUAUUAAGCCCUUAAUUCGCUAGAGUCACAUUCUAGAAAGUGGCAGAGCAACACACAGAGCACAAUACCUGCAGUCUGACAGGCAGUCGUGGGCUUGCAUUCUGCUCCAUCAUGGAACUGAGUGAUCUUGGAGACUAAGUCCCCAGUUCCUGAUUUCAGAGCCCACUGAGGUUUGCUGCCUCGCCAACACCAGGAGGUUAGGGAUUUGGGGAGCUGCGCGGGUGUGGCAGGCCAAGGGCUGAGGUUUCGGGUUCUUCUUCGGGUAGGAAGAGAAGUGUGGGUGUGGGGACUCAGGUCCCAUGGUCAUAUUCCGGGUGGAGGUCAAAGGUCAGCAAGGCUCCACAGCAGAUUGGAUGCUGGGGAAAGCAGCCUCCUGGCAAAAGGCAAAAUAAAGCCUGCGCUCAGAUGCCAAGUACCAUGUUCCUGGCAGGCAAAGGAGCAGGUUUCUCCCAUUCUAGUCCCUCUGCCUGCGCAGUGGAGCCCUGGAGAAUGUAUGUCCUUCACUGUGUUCUGCACACCCUGGUCCUCUCUGGAGAUCCAUUCAUUCC